CCGUGCACCGGACAGUUACCGCCGCUGCACCGCCCCCUCCAUUUAUAACCUCUCCUCCUCUCCUCUCCUCCCCUCUCCUCUCUCCAGCCUUCUUCCCCUUCCCACCACCUCCACCGCCACUUCACUCUACAACCAGGUCAACCCGGGCGCAAGGAGCGCGAACCACCCAGCGUCGCGGGCGCAGGCGCAGGCGCCAUGGACGACGACAUCGACAGCACCUGCUCCACCCCGUUCGCCAGCGCGCCGUCCAGCCCGGGCCGUUCCCCCGCCAUCGGAGGCUUCGGCGGCGGCGGCGGCGGGUACUUCUUCAGCGCGCCGGCCAGCCCCAUCCACCACCUCCUCUUCUCCACGUCAUCCUCGGCCUCCGCGGCCUCCGGUCCCGGCGGGCGCGGGUGCGCGGGCGACGCGGAGUUCGAGUUCGGCGGGCCCGGAGGGCCCAUGAUCUCCGCCGACGAGCUCUUCCACAACGGCCAGAUCCGGCCGCUCACCCUGCCCCCGCUCCCGGAUCUCGACCCCGGCAGCGACGACGACGAGGACAGCGGCCGCGCCCCGGCGCGGGGCCGCGACCUCACGCCCCGCAGCGCGUCCGUGCACCGCCGCGCGCGGUCCAUGUCCCCGCUCCGCAGCGCGUCCCCGCGGCUCAAGCUGAUCAAUGCGCUCGUCCCCGCCCCCGACGCGUCCGGCGGAGCGCGGGACGAGGCCGCGCCGCCGGUCACCGCCUCGUCGCGCUCCUCCUCGUCCUCCUCCACGUCCUCGUCCUCGUCGGCCGCGUCAUCGGCCCGCGGGUCCCGGCGGUGGGUCUUCAUCAAGGACAUGCUCCUCCACCGCAGCAGGAGCGAGCCCGGCAACAGCGCCCACGCGCACGACGGCCCCACGACCGCAUCCGCCGGUGCCACCAAACCCGAGCGAGCGUGGCCGUUCUCGCCCUCCUGGGCGGCCAGGGACAGGCUCGCCGCCAGGCUCCGCCCCUCUCGCGCACCACCAGCAACGGAGGCCGCUGGCGGUCACGGCGGCGAGGACGCCCGUCCGCGGGGUCAGGGCAGGGGGCGCAGGCGGCGCUCAACGACGGUGGCGGCGGCGCACGAGAGGCUCUACGCGGCGCCGAACCGUGCGCAGGCGGAGGAGAUGCGGCGGCGCACGUUCCUCCCCUACCGGCAGGGCCUCCUGGGCUGCCUGGGCUUCAGCUCCCGCGGCUACGGCGCCCUCCACGGGCUCACCAAAACCCUGAACCCCGUCUUCUCCCGGUGAAGAAAAGUUCGCCGUCAAAAAGCCUCCCCGGAAAAGGCGAAAUGGAACGAAAUCAAGAGCUGGAGAGAAGUUAUUUGAUUAGUUCCUGUUCGUCAUGUAUGCGAGCAAUUUUUUCUUUUCAGCUUUUUUGCGUGCGUUUUGUAUAGGCCUAUAGGUGGCGUGGUCUAGCAAUGUAGUGAGUUCUCCUCCCUCGUUUCGUUCGGAGAGGAUGGUAGUUUGCCGAUGGUCACAUCAAACGGAGCCCGAGAGAUAUAAGGGGAGCGAGGGAGGGAGAGUGAUGAGACUUUAGGGGUUCUUGAGCUAAAAUUUAGUCCAUAUCACAUCGAAUAUAUUCAGAAGCUAAUUA
This is a messenger RNA of Setaria italica (foxtail millet), 1594 nucleotides long. RefSeq names its product trinucleotide repeat-containing gene 18 protein. The coding region runs from base 196 to 1248 and encodes 350 amino acids. The record is from RefSeq and is a predicted model, not a curated record. Lineage: Eukaryota; Viridiplantae; Streptophyta; Magnoliopsida; Poales; Poaceae. The transcript has a single exon.